GCCAGACUUUUCAGCAUACAUAAACACAGUCUGCUAAAGUGUAUCAAUUAAAAUAUAACAUACACAUACACACGUGUACGCAAAGUUUGAGAAUGGUCUGUCCAGUCCGAGUCGCCGCAGCUGCGCUAGUUACCUUUGUGUGCGCCAUCGUAGUGGUUCGAAAGUACAACACAGACGACAACAAACCGCUUACACAGGCAGAAGAAGAGAGGAAAGCGUCCCAAGAGAUCGACAGUACCUUUGGCAGAUUCAUAUCUUUUAUACUGGAUGCCAAGAAGAUUCUGGAGACGUACAGGUACGCCGUACUACCCUUGAUUGUGCUUUUCCAUGUCGAGUUAAUCUCGCAAGGUGCGAUAUGCCGGUAUCUCUUCGUUAAGAGCGAUGCCGAUGAAGUGAACCACCGGACUACACUUGACAGCACAAAUGUAAAUACGUUUGCUUUCUGCAACAGUUCGAGUGUAUUGUCGCCCCAAUUGACGGUGUACAUACUGAGCCCGAUAAGCGUAUGAGAGGACUACUCGGAAAAGAACAAAGUCCUUACGAGGCAAAAUUAUUAGUAACACAUACUCGGAGAUUGUAGAGAGCCACAACACGACACAAGCGAGAAAUACAUCUCUGGAAACAACAGUUCAAACGAACCUAUGUUAUUAGCGAAGAAUAAACAUGUAUAUAUCUCUUUUUAC
Messenger RNA from Sphaeroforma arctica JP610, 683 nucleotides. RefSeq lists its product as hypothetical. Bases 93 to 509 code for a protein of 138 amino acids. The transcript has a single exon. The record is from RefSeq and is a predicted model, not a curated record. Lineage: Eukaryota; Ichthyosporea; Ichthyophonida.